AUGGGUCAUUCAACUAGUUUCGGAACUAUCAUUCGGUUCUAUUCAAAGACAAAACGUGGCAUAGUUACGGAUUUUUCGAAAAUUUAUACAUCAAAGCAAAUUCGAAAUAUUAGUAGCACGUUAUUUAAUUUUCAUCAAAACUCACCAUCAACGGAGUCACCCGCACAUGAUCCUUCCUCAUCGCAAUAUUCGACAAUUAAUGAACCAGAGAUACUUAAAUUUAAUCAAUUGGCGAAAGAAUGGUGGUCUCCAAACGGUCCUGUAAAAUUGUUACAUAGUAUGAAUCCAUUAAGGGUUUCAUAUAUUCGUCAACAAUUAUCAAAGCAUAAUAAUGAAGAAAAAUUAAAAAAUGUACAAGAAGGCGGGUACGAGACAUCAUCAUCUUAUGAUGACCGAAUUCCGUUUAAAAAUUUGAGAAUUUUAGAUAUUGGUUGUGGUGGUGGCGUUUUAUCUGAGUCAUUGGUUAGAUUAGGCGCAUCGGUUUUAGGAGCUGACGCGUCUCCGGAAAACAUUCAUAUAGCAAGAUUACACGCUCGAAAAGACCCAGGUUUAUAUUCUGGGCCUGGAACUCUUAAAUAUAAAUGUGUACCCGCAGAGAAAUUAUUAGAGAAUGGAGAAUCAUUUGAUAUUGUGUGCGCGAUGGAAAUAAUCGAGCAUGUAAAUCAUCCAGUGGAGUUUCUUAAAGCGUGUGCUGGACUAGUUAAGCCGGGAGGUCACCUAUUUCUUUCAACAAUUUCUCGUACGCCACUUUCAUAUGUACUAACUAUUUUAUUAGCCGAGCGUGUAUUUGGAAUAGUACCGAAUGGGACGCACGAUUUUAAUAAUUAUUUAAAACCUGAUGAAUUGCAACAAAUUAUCGACCGGAUCCCAGAUAACGAUAAUAGUGAUGAUAGUAAAUGGGGACACGUAACUGAUAUCACAGGGAUUGGAGUUAACCCAAUUACUGGAAAAUGGUUUGAGUUUAAUCAUUGGGUACCAAGAAGGAUACAAUUAGAUGUAAAUUAUUUAUUAACCGCAAAAAGGAAUUAA
This is a messenger RNA of Dentiscutata erythropus, 1029 nucleotides long. Lineage: Eukaryota; Fungi; Glomeromycota; Glomeromycetes; Diversisporales; Gigasporaceae. The record is from the annotation of a GenBank genome assembly.